This is a messenger RNA of Candidozyma auris, 2109 nucleotides long. RefSeq lists its product as uncharacterized. Gene Ontology annotation, biological process: lipid metabolic process. The record is from RefSeq and is a predicted model, not a curated record. The coding region runs from base 1 to 2109 and encodes 702 amino acids. NCBI's taxonomy places the organism in Eukaryota, Fungi, Ascomycota, Pichiomycetes, Serinales, Metschnikowiaceae. The transcript has a single exon.
AUGCCAAGAAUCAUUUCAGGCUCUUCUUCGGGCUCCAUUUUCGCCAGUAUGUUGUGCUGCAAUACGAACGAGGAGAUGGCUGCGUUGUUGGCGCUGAUUACGGAGCAAAAGCUCAACAUUUUCGGAAAGUCCGACCCGACAGAGAGCACCUUCAAAAAAUUCUUGGAACGGGUUAGCCAUAUGCUCAAGUUUGGUACCUUUUUUGACAUCAAGGGCCUCCAAGAAACCAUGCGGGAGUUCGUGGGCGACUUGACCUUUAGAGAAGCCUACAAUAGAACCGGUAAGAUUCUCAAUAUCACGGUAUCUCCAGCCUCAAUGCAUGAGCAAACGAGACUCUUAAAUUACUUGUCUGCUCCAAAUUGUCUUAUCUGGUCUGCUGUGAGUGCCUCAUGCUCCCUUCCUGGCAUUUUCCCUUCCUCCACGAUCUACGAAAAGAACCCACGAACUGGUGAGAUCCGCGAGUGGAACAACGACGUCUCUCUGAAGUACGUCGAUGGCUCUGUUGAUGGCGAUCUUCCCAUUUUGCGCUUGUCUGAGAUGUUCAAUGUUGAUCAUAUCAUUGCAGUGCAAAUUAAUCCGCAUGUGUCUCCCAUUUUGAGGUUCUCUGUGGGCUCCUUCUCUGGUCCACUAGAUAACGAUUUAAGAGAGGCUGUGAGAGGUAUUUUGAACAAUUGCUACGACUUCGUCACUAGUGAGAUCAUCCACUACUUGCAAGUCAUACACGAGAUGGAUGUCUCGAAGAACUUGGCAAUGAAAGCAAUCUCCCUUUUAUCACAACAAUACUCAGGUGAUGUCACUAUUUUACCUGACCUUCACUUCACAGACUUCACGAAAGUAUUUGAGAAUCCAGGACCAGAGUUUUUGUUAGACUUCUUGCUAAGAGGUGCCCGUGCUUGCUGGCCAAAGAUCAGUCUUAUAAACAACCACUGUGGUGUUGAAUUCGCCUUGGAUAAAGCAAUCACCAAGCUUCGGGGAAGAGUCAUUGCUUCGUCUAACAACAGAAUCACAUACGGAAGUACUGCGAUGAAUGGCACUACGUCAGACAUGUUGAAGAAUGGGGAAAUGAAUUCAUACUUGAUAAGUUACCCUGUAUUUAAUCGGUCCAAACGCUUGGAGAAUGAUCACAAACAACUCCCUCAAAUCCCACAGAUCAAAAGGCACAACACAACCACAAAUGCUAGCAUAUAUUCUACUGGUGAACGGAUCCCCAAGCAGAAGAAAAGGGACAAGUUUGUCUCGAUGUUCUCUGGAGAGAAAGCUAAAGGGAUACUUAAAGGCAAAUCCACUACGUCUUUGCUGUCCAUGAAUGGAAGGCUUGAUCGCGGUGGUGCAAGUGAGCCUUCAUCUGGGCUACUUGGCAAUAAUGAUAACACAUUGCAAGGUAUCGAAGCGUAUGGAUAUUCAAUGGCAGCGAACCAUGAUGGUCGCAGGAUUCGCAAGGCUGUAAGUUCCGGAAACUUCCAGCUUAACGACGACUCCCUUACACACAGCCCAGUUAAGCUUCGUACGAGUCCAAAGGAUGAGAAGUCUGUCCACUAUUCCGACUACGGCGAACUAGCGUCUUUGUAUGGGACACCCGGAAGGAAGCAAGAGAAACCAAAGAGCUUGGAAACUAGGGAGAGGGCUAACUUGCCACGGUCGUCAGGCAGUGGAAACCUCCUUGGGCUCACUAGACUGAGAGAAUCGUCAUUUUCAUACGGCUCUCUGGCAACUCCCAAUGCGUUGGUACAACGCGAAUACGACACCGAGGUGUUGGAGUCAAUGAAAACUCUCAACGCGCCAGACUUGAGGCGCCUGUUGUCGAAACCUCGGUUGCUGCUGUCGAUGCGCCAGCGUCAUCACUCGCGUUCACUCCUGGGUCCAGCGGGAAACCAAGCAUACUUUGACCGAAGCCCUGGUAUGGGAAGUCCGAACAUUCCGAAAAGCAUACCUCUUUUUGGCAAGGAGGUGAGUGAUCCUGAUACAAGCGGCCCGUCGAAAGACGUCAGUGAGCAAGGACUGUCCGAUAACGAGCCCGCAAGUGACGAUGUAGAUGGAGAGAUUAACCCUGUUGAGCCCAAAGGAAACGCUGAUGAGGAUUCUGAGGGGGAAUUCUACCCUUGUGAGUGA